Messenger RNA from Durusdinium trenchii, 1425 nucleotides. The record is from the annotation of a GenBank genome assembly. NCBI's taxonomy places the organism in Eukaryota, Dinophyceae, Suessiales, Symbiodiniaceae.
UUGUCAUUUUGGCCACUUCAUAUUGCCACGGGUAGUUGCCAGCUAUGGAGCUUCCACCCGAUGAUUGUGGACCACAGAUCUUUAGCAACCUUGACCUGGUUUCCUUGACUCACAAAGCUGUCCCUGAUUUGAAGACACCAACCCGGAAGCGAAUGGAAUCUGUCAGUGAGGGGCUUUCUGCAGAGAAAGCACUGAAGUGCUGUGCAAAGAUGUGUGUCCACCAUUUCCGGGCAAGCUCACAGAGAGUCAAAAGCAUGGAGGAGAUCCGCUCCAAGAUGGCUGACCUGAACCAGGAAGAGACCAAUGCAUUUAUCUUGGGUAUUCUUGGCAAGCUAUCUAAAAAGGAGAACGUGGGAGACUCACUGUCGUUGGAGUGGGCGCUGUGUGGAGCCACUCUAUGCCGCAAUGGUUUCUGCAUUUUGCUUGGCAUCAAUGAGAAAAGGGUGAUGCGGCUUCUUGAUGGUCUUGCUUUGAACCUGGUUCCACCAGACAAGAGGAAGCACAAUGGCCGCGCCCCUUCCAAGGGCAACAAUGUGGAUUCUUUCUUCACAUACUACUACUGGAACUUUGCUGAGACAUUGGCAGAGGCACCGCCGGAGGAAGAACUGCAAGGUGCUGCUAUGUGCACCUCUGGCCUCUUUCUGCCUAGUGAGGCUUCAUCAGAGCUGCCAGCAUCUUUCAUGGAGGGCUCAGCUCACUACUCAGAAGCUGCUUUGGCAGAGGUGAAUGCUCCAGCAAAAAUGGUGAGACUCACACCAUCGGAUGGAUCUACAAGCUUGGCACCGCGGUACAUCAACCACAUGACCAUGGAAGCAUUCUACCAGAUCUACUUGAUGUGGGCCGAUGGGGCAGCCCUUGAUGAGUCUGAGAUUGCUGGAUGUUGGUGCUUCCGCAAGACCUAUGACACUCAAUGGAAGUCCACUUUGCGGAUGCGAACUGUAUCACAGCAUGCCAGGUGCAGUACUUGUGCAGAGUUCAGCGCCAGGUGCAACAAAGCAGCCUGUGAGUCUGACCGCUUGAAGUUGGAGGCUGUGCAGAAGGGCCACCUUCUCAACGUGCACCAGUACCGCCUCAUUCAGGGGCGGUUGAACACCCUCAGCGAGACAGAGGGCUCCAACAUUUUGAAGAUUGACCUGGAUGGCCUUGACCAGAAUAAAACAAAGUUUCCCAGGAAUCUAGCAAGUUGUUGAGGGAUAUGUCAUUUUGCCACCGGAUGUGGCAAAGGACUCCAGUUGCGAGGCCACGUUGGUGAUGAAGGCUGUGGACUGGGCCCAUGAAGAGCUAUCUCGCCAUGGCCGUUCUUUGCCAGAACAUCUGGUCAUAGAGGAGUGGCGUUGAUCCCUUAAAAUUAAACUGUUUGUAGGUGCAAACACACAUGCCCAACCUUAAUGAACCAUGUCUUUUGAAAUAAUGAUGACUAGUCCA